UAUAACAACACGCCGCUAGUACUAACAUGUCGGGCGCGUCAGAAAACGACGAAUCGGGCCUUUCUGGUAGCAGCUAGCACCCCUGACCUCUCUUCUCCUACCAAGGCUGUAGAAGCCUCACAACAAGAAGACUAUGACGAAGAUGACGAAGAUGACGUUGAAGAUGACGAUUCAGACGAGUCUGUACAUCCAGCAGACGAUAUUUUACAGAAAACAAUGCGAUUUUGGGAACAACUACGCAAGAACAACAACAACCAGGUACGACGGCAAGGAGCUGAGCAUCAGAGAUACAACCUCGAUGCCUUCCUCUUCAAGCUCAUGAGUGAGGGCACCCCGAAUCAUAUUGCCAUGAAUUCCCGGCGGCUUGGAGAGGUUCUGAUGAGCCCUUCUAUUCGUGAUGCCCUCAAAUCACAAGGCAUUACUAUCACAAGUGACGAUCAUGUUGCCGAGGCAGGCUCCUUCAGCCAUGUUAUACAUAAGGAAAUGAGGGUUCUUAUCGAUCAACCGGCUUUUGGAGUAUUUGAGCAAUUCAAGGGCCAGGCUUCAGUGCCUACGACUAUUGUACAAGUCUGUGACACUGCUUGGCUCCUCGAAAAUACCCUCAAAGAAGCCUGGCCAACGCUCAAGAAAUACGCCCCGAAUUUGGUCACCUUUUUAUCACAGGUCCUCCAGAAUCAGCGUACGACCCAGAAAGAGCUGGCCAAUAUGAACUUUGACGAUGACAAAAGCCCUCAAAUCUUCCUACUCGCCUCCCUAUUUACAGGCGGCUACGCACGUAACAACAGCCCCUUUUUGAGAGAUAUUCUCGGCCUCUAUAUGCUCGCAAACGGUACACCAAGGCGUGCGGUAGAAACCCUCGCUCGUAUCGGCUUAAUUCCUUCGUAUUGGACCCUGAAUAAAAUGCUCAACGACAUGGCAGCUAGAGCGAAGGAAAACAUCAAGAAAGUCGCCAGGGAUCCGAACGGGCUUCUUGUUUAUGAUAACUUCAACUUCAUGAACCGUACAAGAGAGCUAGUUAGCGGGAAGAAAGACGGGAUGAUCAACCUUACAACGGCUUGUAUUGUUUCGUGCCCAGAACUCGGGGGAGCGGUGCAGAAGGCCAAUUUCCGGCCUCGAACGAAGGUUACAAAGGGAAUGGUCAUCGAUUAUAUCCUUCCACGCCGCCAGAUUAUCCAUAAAGCGUCAAAAUGGCUAGUCAAACAGGCCCUCAUGAAGAUAUUCACAAAGAACAACAUUCCCGGCAUGCCUGUCAUCAAGAGAGUUGUAUACGUGUCACGGCGCGCAACGGCCGUAGCACACUAUAACCCAUUACAGGUUGCAAGUCGUCGACUUGCAAUUCUGGCAUCCUUUUGGGGGUUCUAGCGCAGUGGUAGUGGGUGCUGUGAGCUGGCG
Lasiosphaeria miniovina is the source of this 1392-nucleotide messenger RNA. RefSeq lists its product as uncharacterized. The transcript has 4 exons. The coding region runs from base 217 to 1362 and encodes 381 amino acids. The record is from RefSeq and is a predicted model, not a curated record. NCBI's taxonomy places the organism in Eukaryota, Fungi, Ascomycota, Sordariomycetes, Sordariales, Lasiosphaeriaceae.